AUGGGAAAAAGAACCACGCAAAAAGCAUAUGAAAAAUUCUUGGCAAGAAAAAUCCAUCGGUAUCUGGGAAGUGCCACAUCUGCCGACUUUGCAUCCAUUGUGGUGCAGUUCAAGUUUUUUCAUAGUGGAAAAGAAACCGAAUACAGAAUUGACAGAACCUGGAGCGGCACUCAAAGCCAUAUAGACGAGCAACUGAUCAUAAAAAAAAGAUAUUCCGAUAAAGACGAGUUCAAACCACUUGAUAACGUAGAGGAGUCACAGUGGCAAUCAUUCAUCGAUGACUUGAUUCCAAAGGGCAUAGUCAAGCUUUUCUUCUUUGAUGGUGAAAAGAUAGUGGGAAUUGCAAAAGAAGGCAGGGAAGACCUUGCCAUAAAAGAGUCGUUCAAGUCACUUUUAGGGAUAGAGAUAGUAGAACAACUUCGUGCUGACUUGCAAGUUAAUCUGAUGCGUAAUCUUACCGUAGACAGUAAAUCGCUACAACGGGAUUUUGAUAAAUACAACGCGGAAAAAGACGAGCAUACUGCCCUCACACAGCGACUAGAAGAGCGAUUAGCACAAAACAAAACACGCUGGAUGCAAUACAUAUGGAUGCAGAAGCACUCGAGGCCAAGAUAUCUAGAUAGGAGGCGGAUUUGCAGAUGCAAGAGACGAUGUAAAAACAAGACUGGCAGCGUACUUCCAUUCAGCCUGAUUCCUACAGAACUUGCAAAUCUUGCAGAGCAGAUAAAACGUGACGAGUCAGUUCAGCAGCGCAAAAUCGAGGAAAAAAUAAUACAAGCACAGAUCAAAGACGUGGAUAACCACCUCAAAAAGAUGGAAUUUUGGAAAGAUUUUGAUCUAGAAAAAAAGACACACAAAAAGAUACGACAAAAGAUAUCUUUGCUGCUUGCAAAUAAACAAAGCUCAUCUGCCGAAGAGACCGUGUUUGGAUUUUCCAUCCAACAAGCAUCUAGAAUUUUAGAUAUCAUUCAAAAAACAAACACAAUUGCAUUAAAAGAGUUCAGAGAGGAGACACAAAAAAUUAUUGUAAUAAGUGAUGAUAUUGCCAAGAUGCAGAAACUUGUUACAAGUGCUCCGGACAAUGAUGAAAUAGGCCCGCUUGUAUCAAAACUAGCAGAGAUUAACAAAUCAGAAGGUGAACUCAAGGCAGAGAUGAACCAUAUUGAAGAAAGUAUAUCUAGCAAUGCUUCGAUGCAGCGCCACAUAGAUGUCAAACUACGCAAUAUUGUAUCGCAGAUGUACCGUGAUGAGAAGGCAAAGAUAAAGGUGGAUUUGACACAAAAUGUACAACUAGUCUUAGAGGAAUUUGUUGAAAAAUUAAAGAUAAAAAAGAUACGACUCUUGGAGGAGUAUCUGUUAGAUGCAUUACAUACAUUGUUGCACAAGACUAACUUUAUAGAAAAAGUUGUAGUGAAUCCAGAUACAUUUGAGAUAACAUUAUUUCGUAAAAACAAUGAUCUCCUGCCAAAAGACCUUUUGUCUGAAGGGGAAAAACAGAUGUUUGCAACAUCUGUAUUGUGGGCACUGGCCAAAACCUCUAGCAGGCCGCUGCCAUUUAUGAUAGACACUCCGCUUGCGCGGCUCGAUGAGGGCCACAGAACAAAUAUUGUAGAAAAAUUCCUUCCAUUUGCAUCCCACCAGGUACUGUUAUUUUCCACAGAUAAAGAGAUAGAGUAUGAGCAUUACAAAAAACUGGAGCCGUAUUUGAUGCGCUCUUAUGCAAUGGAGUAUCUGCCUGAGAAAGACCCCUCGCCCCCAAAUCCUGAGGAGUUCGACGAACAGGGCUCUGAGAUUCACCCCUCCGUGUUGUUUGGGGAGUACGAUGACAUAUUCAUGGCACUGAUGAUUCAGAGGUUAAGGAGAGACGGACUUGAUCCUGAGAUCUAUCUUAACAAGAUGCUUCGGGCCCACUUUAAUCGUGGAGUUAUUGCGCUGUCCGCACGAAUUAAUGAUAUCUCUGACUUUGAUGAGAUGAUUGCACAGGAGCGGUAA
Molecule: messenger RNA, 1992 nt
Organism: Geodia barretti
Lineage: Eukaryota; Metazoa; Porifera; Demospongiae; Tetractinellida; Geodiidae
Source: the annotation of a GenBank genome assembly